AUGGUGAAGUACGGGCUGCCGCUGGCAGAGGCGCCGGUGCCGGACACGUCGCAGCUGCUGCAGCUGUACUUCCGCGUGUGCGGGGGCGGGCGCGCCGGCAACGCCUCGCUGGCGUCCUCGCUGCCCGCCUCGACGCUGGUGUCGCUAUGCGCCGGCACCAACUCCAGCUGGGCGGCGGCCGUGCUGGGCGGCGGCAUGGUGGACGUACUCGACGUGCUCUACCUCUACUACAUGCCCGCCAUCAUCCUGGUGGGCCUGCUGGGCAACGUGCUCAGCUGCGUGGUCUUCCUCAACACGCACCUCAAGCUCCGCUCCUCGUCCUACUACCUGGCCGCGCUCGCCGUCGCCGACUGCGGCUUCCUCACCACGCUGCUGCUCGUCUGGCUCAACAGCAGCGUCGGCGUACAGGUGUUCAACCGCAACGGCUGGUGCCAGAGCCUGGUCUACAUGAGCUCGGUGUUCUCGUUCCUGAGCGUCUGGCUGAUCGUGGCGUUCACGGUGGAGCGCUUCAUCGCCGUGCAGUACCCGCUGCACCGGCCGCGCGUCUGCACAGUGUCGCGCGCCAAGACCAUCGUGCUGGGGCUGGUCGGCGUCGCGCUGCCCUCGCACAUCUACAGCUUCUGGACGGCAGGACUGGUGCAGCAAGAUGACGGGACCGUCGUGUGUGAAAUGCUGCCGGAGUACCACGAGAUCAUGCGCGCCAUCAACAUCGUGGACAGCCUGGUCACGCUGAUCCUGCCUGUGCUGCUCAUUAUCUUCAUGAACGCGAUGAUAACGCGCAAGCUGGUACACUUCGGCCGGCGCUUCCGCCAGCAGUCGUCCUCUGGGACGGACGCCAGCCGCUCCGUGGAGGGAGUGGCAAUGGAAUAA
This is a messenger RNA of Schistocerca piceifrons (Central American locust), 870 nucleotides long. RefSeq names its product neuropeptides capa receptor-like. The record is from RefSeq and is a predicted model, not a curated record. The transcript has 5 exons. NCBI's taxonomy places the organism in Eukaryota, Metazoa, Arthropoda, Insecta, Orthoptera, Acrididae. Gene Ontology annotation, biological process: G protein-coupled receptor signaling pathway. Gene Ontology annotation, molecular function: G protein-coupled receptor activity. The coding region runs from base 1 to 870 and encodes 289 amino acids. Gene Ontology annotation, cellular component: plasma membrane.